Messenger RNA from Drosophila elegans, 711 nucleotides. RefSeq lists its product as uncharacterized. The record is from RefSeq and is a predicted model, not a curated record. The coding region runs from base 103 to 711 and encodes 202 amino acids. The transcript has a single exon. NCBI's taxonomy places the organism in Eukaryota, Metazoa, Arthropoda, Insecta, Diptera, Drosophilidae.
CCGUAAGCAGGUUGGUCUUUGGAUUGCGGUUUCCUUGGGUCUUCAUAUAAACCCAAGUCACUGCCUGCCUAGAGUUUAGUUGGUUUUGAGACUUAAAUCGAGAUGCUGCUGGCUUGGAUUGGUUUGCUGGGUGUUUCCUGUGCUCAAGCAGCCCAGGUCUAUAUGCACUUCAAUGGACUUGGUUACUCCUACAAUACGGAUGGCGAUAGGCUGGAUAGGAGUGUCGUUUCCCCUACUUAUGGGGGCUCAUCCCUGGAAUCCUUUCAACCCUUGCAGUUUGUGCACCAGGCUCUUAGGACCCGGCAUAACCCACUGCCUAGAAUCUCAUACAGGGCACAGGACAACCUGGCAACCUCGUCGCUGAGCAGGGGCUACAUAACAGCACCAUCUGCCCACCAUCAGAGCCACCAGAACUUCGAUUUCAGCACCGACCAGAUGGCGCAUGCCCAGCACACCGACGAGUCGGGAAAUGUUUUGGGCAGGUACUCCUACUACGAUGAGGCUGGCUACCACGAGCUGAGCUACAAGGCGGGCGCCGGCAUCGGGUUCGUGGUCAUGGGUGGUAAUUUGGCCAAGGCCACCGCCACCGCCGCUGAACCGCACUCGGAAUCGGAAUUGGAAUCGGAACUCGAAGUCGGAAAUCGAAACGGAAUCCAAACAAAUGCCUUGGCGAGCCUGCAAGAGUUGCAUAAAUAUCGCGGCUACACGUAA